Ornithodoros turicata is the source of this 2063-nucleotide messenger RNA. RefSeq names its product coiled-coil domain-containing protein 85C-A-like (gene Ccdc85). Lineage: Eukaryota; Metazoa; Arthropoda; Arachnida; Ixodida; Argasidae. The transcript is spliced from 9 exons. Bases 326 to 1309 code for a protein of 327 amino acids. The record is from RefSeq and is a predicted model, not a curated record.
UCCGGAGGACCUCCCGGUGCGCUGACACAGCGGAGCGCAAAAUACUUGAUCAUUGAUAAAUACUUGCCCCUCCGUGUAGUCGUUACAAGAUUGAAAUGGCCCUAUACAAAAACAGUUGAUAGACGCAGAAGCAAUCGGUCGAAAAACAUGCUAACAUAUGGAACAUAGAAAGUGAAUGCAAGAAAGUUCGUGUAGAUUUGACUUUGCUGACGUUUUUUUUUAGAGUGUUGAUAUACGUAGAGCAUCAAGGAAAUGCUGACGACGACAAACACAUCAUACAUGACUGAGGGUGGCAUAGGAUGAGGAUCCGGGUGAGAGGAACUCCAUGGCGGCCCCUCGGCCCACAGACGAAGAACUGCUGCGCAGCCCUCCACAGGAGAUGCUGCGCUGGCUGCACAGAGCAGAGGCGGAGAAUCUCAAGGUGAUGAUGGACCAUGGAGCAAUGAUGCGAGAGGUCAACCGUCGGAUGCAGGUGCACCUAAUGGAGAUCCGCAGCCUCCGGGAGGUGAACGAACGACUGCAGCGAGACAGUGAGGAAUUGAGAGAUCUGUGCUGCUUCUUAGAUGAUGACCGCCAGAAGGGGCGCAAGUUGGCCCGUGAGUGGCAGCGGUUUGGACGUUACACUGCCUCGGUCAUGCGUCAGGAGGUGGCCGCCUACCAAGGGAAGCUGCGGGGCCUUGAUAUCAGGCAACAAGACUUGCUGCGCGACAACCUGCAGCUCAAAGAACUGUGCCUAUACCUGGACCAAGAAAGAAAUCGGCACACAUGCCCCAACUGUGGAGGAAGCCUCCUCGACUCCCGACGUGAUGAUGGAGAUGGCAGUUCAUCAUCAGCCACCAAUCAAGAGUCACCACUUCCUCCUUCGGUGGAAGACGGACGACCCAUAGCCAUUGAAGAGGCAAUCCACCGGCACCGCACAGUUAUCAAUGAGCAAGUAUUACGCUACAUACGGAACUUGGAAAGGCGAAUCCAAGUCCUCGAAAUGGAACAAGGACAAAGCCCUGUAGAGGACACAAACGACAACAGACAAGGGGAAAGGCGAUAUGCAUUACCAUUCCAAGGUCUCGCUAACGGCUCUUCUUCUUCAGACCUGGAACCGUACCUUGGAGUUGCAAGGCCUGAGGCUGUAGUCCACGCCAUGAAGGUUCUGGAAGUCCGGGAACAGCUUGACAAGACUACAGAUAGUGAGCCAGAAUUUGAGGAAUUGGCAGAAGGGGAAAAGGCCUUAGUCAGGGAAAUGUGCAACGUGGCGUUGGCACAGCGCACAUUCCAUGUCAGAGGGCCACGUGCUUUGGUGCAAUGGAGAUGACUGUGAUGAUCAGAUCUGCUGGCCAGAUCAACUGCUUGCAGCCCAGAUAAGCCUCUGUCGGUGAAGGUGAUGAGAUCCAAGAGAUGAACUGUUUUGGUUUCGGUUCAUUUGCAUAGUGAAUUUUGGUGAUUGAUAUUUCACAGCAUGUGCUUGUUUCAGGAUUUUUAAAAGAUGAAUAGCUUUCAGAAUCUCUCUUUUGACAGAAGUCCUCGUAUUAAAGAAAUAAUGAAUUUAUGUAGUCAUCUUGUAGUUAGUUACUCUCUUCGAAAGGAUGUCUGCCUAGCCGUAUAGCUCAACUGCAAAAGUGACAUCUGUGCUGCUCUCGUUGCCUUUUUAUAAAAAUACUGGAAAGAAGAAAAGAAAAAAAAGCACCCUGUAUAAUGAACCAUAUAUUGAAGUAAAUCUGUAGUCCCAGUGUGUUGAAACACCAACCAUGAACUGCUGAUAUGCUAUAGUGGUUUAGCAGUCCAACUAACUUCACUAUAAAGAUGUUCUGAACUAGGGCAUGUGGGCAUUUCCAUGCAAUUCUGCACAGCACUGCUGUACCUCUCACAAAGAAACUCUUUCCACAUGGCAGUAACCGAGACUUGUGUUAGAGCAAACAAGUACCUCUAGAGAUAGUACUUCUGUUCAUUUUUUUUUUAUCUUUUUCUUUACAGAUUGUGUGGCGCAAACUGGAAGAUGGCCCAACGUGAAAAUAUCCGCUCACAAUGUUUUAACUUAUUGUAUCAUCAUUAAAGCAUGCAUCCUUUCA